AUGUCGGACACAAAGCAUGAAGAGAUACAUGGUGUCUCCUCUACAUUAGAGGACACUCCGCAGGUCAUUGCCGGUUAUGGUGAAACUGCCAAGCGUGAAGGUGCAAAGACCAAAGAAGUCCGCAACGCCGAACUGUAUGCUGCCAUUGAGGAGACUGAAAUUAAGAGAUGGAGCAAAACAUCCAUCCACCUAUACUUCUGUAUAUUCACAGCUUUCCUCUGUGCCUGCGCCAACGGAUAUGAUGGCUCCUUGAUGAGUUCGAUCCUGGCCAUGGAUCACUAUCAGGAUGUGUUCCAUGUCGGCUUGACUGGCGAGAAAGUCUCUGUUGUGACUUCGCUAUAUACUGUUGGAUCAAUUAUCAUCACCCCGGUCAGCGCCAUCAUUUCUGAUAAACUUGGACGGCGAAAGUGCAUGUUCGUCGGUGCUUGGGUUAUUAUUAUCGGCUCCAUCGUGAUUUCAACCGCUUCGUCGCUUGCUCAAUUCGUGGUUGGACGUUUCCUCCUUGGUGUCGGAAUUCAAAUCAUGGUUGUGUCAGCUCCUGCAUACGCCGUUGAGAUUGCCCCACCACAUUGGCGUGGUCGUGCUGUCGGUUUCUACAACUGCGGUUGGUUCGGUGGCAGUAUUCCCGCCGCAGCCAUUACCUACGGAACAAACUCCAUCGACAAUAACUACCAGUGGCGCAUCCCGUUUAUCUGCCAGUGCUUCGCAUGUGUUCUGGUCAUCGUUUUCGUCUGGUUUAUCCCCGAGUCACCCCGAUGGCUUCUUACCCAAGGAAGAGACGAAGAGGCUAUCGCCUUUCUUACCAAGUACCACGGAAAUGGCGAUCCCAAUGCGCGUCUGGUCCGUCUCGAAAUUGAGGAGAUGAAGGAGGGUAUUCGAAUCGAUGGUAUUGACAAGCGUUGGUGGGAUUAUCGACCAUUCGUUACAACCCACAGCGGUCGCUGGCGUUUCGCACAGGUUAUCAUGAUCUCCGUCUUUGGGCAGUGGUCUGGAAAUGGUCUCGGAUACUUCAACUCGACCAUUUACAACGUCCUGGGCUACACCUCGGCCUCGAUGCAGCUGCUCCUGAAUCUGAUCAACUCUAUCGUAUCGGCUAUUGGUGCUGGAACUGCAGUGUGUCUGACCGAUAAGAUGCCGCGUCGCACGGUUCUUAUUUGGGGUACCCUGGCUUGUUCUAUUACAAUGGCAAUCAAUGCCGCAAUCUCGCUCCCCAUUGCGAACACCGGAACUAUCAGCCACACCAAGGGUCAAGCUGCUUUGGCCUUUUACUACCUGUUCAACGUGGUCUUCUCCUUCACCUACACUCCACUCCAGGGUGUUAUGCCCGCUGAGGCACUUGAAACUACCACCCGUGCCAAGGGUCUUGCGCUCUCUGGUUUCAUGGUCAGCACUAUUAGUUUCAUCAGUCAGUUCGCAUCGCCGAUUGGUCUCGGAAACAUCUCUACCAAUUACUUCUGGAUUUUCGUUGGAUGGGAUUUGGUCGAAGUCGUCUGUUGGUACUUCUUCUGUGUCGAAUCCCAGGGUCGUACUCUCGAGGAGCUGGAGUGGGUCUAUCAGCAACCCAACCCCGUCAAGGCAUCCCAGAGCCUGGACAAGGUCGUUGUUCAGAAAGAUGGUACUGUUACGGAGAAGAUCGAAGUUGGAGCUUAA
Molecule: messenger RNA, 1650 nt
Organism: Penicillium angulare
Lineage: Eukaryota; Fungi; Ascomycota; Eurotiomycetes; Eurotiales; Aspergillaceae
Exons: 9
Coding region: 1-1650 (549 amino acids)
Biological process (GO): transmembrane transport; carbohydrate transport
Cellular component (GO): membrane
Molecular function (GO): carbohydrate:proton symporter activity
Source: RefSeq, a predicted model, not a curated record